CGCAGAUUUAUUCAGUUUACAACUUUCGCUUGAAACGGACGUUCUCCGGCAAACGCGUUCGAGUUCUAAGCUUCGAGUGGCAAACAAUAAAAAAUACAAUAAGAGAGAAAAAAUAGAAAGAAAUAAUAAUAAUCUAAUAAAUCGGGACAAAUAAUCAAAAUCACGCGCACAAAAAAAUUAACUUAAAGGACCAACGCUGCGAAUGCGUAAUACAUUUUUAUGAAGAGAAGGCACAAAACGCUAUCCUACGUCAAAAUGUACAAAAGAAAGGCUUGAACCGACCGGAAAGGCAGCGCUAGCCUAGAGCAAAUAGAAAUUUCUUAAAAAUCGUAGGCAUUUGUUGUGAUUUGCGAUAAUAAUUAGUAUUAAUAGUUAAGGGUUCUCCAAACUAAUCAUCCGAACAUCAAAGAACAGCCUGCGGCGAGUUCAUCGCCAGCGUCUAGACUCCAGACCAAUAUCGUCAGCGGCUUAAUUAAUUUAACACGCUCCCCGAAAAACCAGUCAAAAUUGCGCCUGUUCGGGUUCACGCCGCGCCCAGCACCCCGCCGCCUCCAGCCGCCAAUCAAAACAACAACGACAACAACAACAAGUCUACGGAAACGAGCACAGUGGGUCACAGUGCCGAAAACACGGAAUCGCGACGCCGCAGCCGAAGCGGAAGCGCCAGCGGCAGUGGCAUCCACAAGAAGCGGAAGAACAUCUGGCCCUUCAAGAUGCGGGUGAAGGUGAGCAAGCGCCUGUGGCCCCACCGACAGGCGUCGACCAAAAGCGACAAGUUUCCACAGCCAAACGAAGUAACAGAAGGUGCCUUACAAGUCUGGCGAACUCUGCCGGAACGCAUUCGUCAGGAUCCCAGUCUAGCGUCCUUUCGCCAGGAGCAUGAACGUUUACAUGGCGAUGUUGACCCCUUGCCGGCGGAGGAUGGAGAUGGUCGGAUCGAGAAUGGACACCACGAGGAGACCGCAAUGGCCACCCACGCCUUCACCCAAAUCGGAAUCAAUGUGACAAACGAGGCGGGUCAGGUGCGGGUGCUAGACGGCAGGGACCUGGAGAACAACAAUGAGGAUCAGCAUGACGAAGCCGAAACGCACGGAAAGAGUUUGAUCCGAAAGUAUCUCAUUUGGUUCAAAAUAGCCGUUCUGCUGGUGGUCUGGUGCGUCUUUACCGCCUUUCUAAUGUCCAACAACGAGCACGUGGACCAGCUCAGCCUCAUCAGUGUUCCUAGGAAUAGCUCUCCAAGAGUGUUUCCCAUUGCCACAUCUGAUCUCCAAAGGAUCGGUCUGGGCCUGCGUGGUCCUUUCCGGCUGCAGGAGAAUGAGCUGGCCAUUAACGAUAGUGUUCCCUUGCCCGUGCUCCAAGUGGUGGUGAUGCGCAGCUACUUUGACGCCGAGGGCAUGGAGAUCUACAUCGAGAACGCCACCCAGUUGUGGCAGCUGGACGUGGUGUAUCCCCACCUGAUCGACGCCACCAAGGACACGAAGAAGCAGCGAACCUUCGAGCUGAGUCCAAUCGAUCCGCUGUGGCUGGCGCAGGCCAAUCGCACGGAACUGAGCUUCGAGUUCACCAGCACCAUCGACGGGGAGCUGCCGCUCCAGCUGAAUGUUGACGAGUGCCCGAUCUACAAGCGGGAUGGAGUAAUCUAUGCGGCGGCAGUGCUCUGCGGGCUGUAUAUUAUGAUCAUCUGGGAGAUUGUGAAUCGAACCUUUGCCGCCAUCAUCGCCUCAACGCUGUCAGUGGGCAUCCUGGCUGCCCUCAACUCACGUCCCUCGAUGGCCACCAUCAUGGGCUGGAUCGACGUGGAAACGCUUCUGCUGCUCUUCGGCAUGAUGAUCCUGGUGGCCAUUCUCUCCGAGACGGGCGUGUUUGAUUAUUUGGCCGUCUACGCCUACAAGAUAACCAACGGACAUGUCUGGCCCCUGAUCAACUGCCUGUGCCUCUUCACUGCGGUCCUGUCCUCGUUCCUCGACAAUGUUACCACCGUUCUGCUAAUGACCCCGGUGACGAUACGACUCUGCGAGGUCAUGUCCCUCAAUCCUGUGCCCAUACUCAUGUGCAUGGUCAUCUACUCGAACAUUGGCGGUGCACUGACUCCAGUGGGAGAUCCUCCAAAUGUAAUCAUUGCCUCGAAUAGCUACAUAUCCAAGAAUGGCGUCAACUUCGCUGUCUUCACUCUGCACAUGUUGCCCGGAGUGCUCCUGGUGAUGGUGCAGACAUAUAUCCAGCUGCGCUUCAAGUUCCGCAACAUCAGUGACCUGCAGUUCAAGGACUCGCCAGAGGUGGAGGAGCUGCGCCACGAGAUCCAUGUCUGGAAGCGAGCGGCGGCCAGCUUAUCGGCUUACUCCAAGGAUGAGGAGCUGGUGCGACAGACGCUCAUGAAGAAAGUGAAUCGUUUGAAGAGGAGCCUGAAGAAACGCAUGACAGCGGUUAUCGAACCUGCCCCGAAUUACCAGCAAACUCUGGCCAAUCUUCAAGCGAAGUAUCCAAUUCGCAACAAGCAGCUUCUGAUCAAGUGCUCGGCCGCCUUGAUCUUUGUGAUCAGUCUGUUCUUCUUGCACUCGGUUCCAGAGCUUCAAAGACUGUCCUUGGGCUGGACCGCUUUGCUGGGUGCCAUAUUCCUCAUUAUUCUGGCAGACAUUGAGGAUAUGGAGGCCAUUCUUGCCAGGGUAGAGUGGUCCACUCUCCUCUUCUUCGCUGCUCUGUUCAUCCUUAUGGAGGCACUGACGGAGCUGGGCCUGAUUGAAUGGAUUGGCAACAUGACCGAGCACAUUAUUCUGAGCGUAGGCGAGGAUCAGCGACUUAUGGUGGCCAUUUUAAUAAUACUUUGGGUUUCUGCUGUGGCUUCCGCUUUUGUCGACAACAUCCCAUUGACCACAAUGAUGGUGAAGAUCACCAUUUCCUUGGCGCAGAACAGUACCUUGAAUCUGCCUCUGCAGCCCUUGGUCUGGGCCCUCGCCUUGGGUGCCUGUUUGGGAGGUAAUGGAACAUUGAUUGGAGCAUCUGCGAAUGUGGUUUGUGCCGGAGUGGCCGAACAGCAUGGCUAUAAGUUCACUUUCCUCCAGUUCUUCAAAGUUGGCUUUCCGAUAAUGAUUGGCAGCAUUAUAGUCACCACCGGUUAUCUGCUGGUUUCGCACUCUCUGUUCGCGUGGCAUUGAUGAAAAGCCCCCGUCUAGGAAUCGACUGUGUCGAUAUCCCACCAAGGCGCACUUUACCUCGUGUUACCAAAACGAACAGAAACUGUUCCAGAUGCCACACCCAUCGUGUUUCGGACCCAAUAUCAAACAAAUUGGCACCAAGCUAUAGAAAAUGGAAUACCUUAUACCCUGGCUAUAAGAACUAAUUCUAAAGUAAAUCGUCGCAACCAAACCAAACAAAAACACAGAAACAGAAUCGAAGAAUAUUAUAUAAAAAAUACAUUUAUUUUUACACAUCGUUGUUAGUGUAGUGUGUAGUUUAAAUAACAAACAAACAAAACAAUUAAGAAUACUAAACUAAAUAUUAAUUAAUUAUUUACAAUUAAUAAUGUCGCUGAACUGUGAAACAAUUGUUAAAUGUUUAAUGUAUGAAUACAAACUAAAUAAAAAUGAAACAUACCAAAA
Molecule: messenger RNA, 3596 nt
Organism: Drosophila ananassae
Lineage: Eukaryota; Metazoa; Arthropoda; Insecta; Diptera; Drosophilidae
Gene: hoe1
Product: P protein
Exons: 12
Coding region: 714-3152 (812 amino acids)
Biological process (GO): transmembrane transport
Cellular component (GO): membrane
Source: RefSeq, a predicted model, not a curated record